GGCGCCAGAGUCACUAAACCCUAAACCCUAACUUGCGACCAAAUCCAGAGCUCUAUAUAAACGAAGCUCUCAAUUUCCAUUUCUGGAUCUAUAGAAUUCAGAUCCGUAUAUCGAAGCUUCAAUUCAUGGAUAAGAACUUGUUAGAAACGGAUAUCUCAUCUCUCCCCGAGUCCGAUCAAGCACGAAUUUCAUCGAUUAUCGACCAGAUGCAAACGCGCGACAGCCUUGGUUUGUAUAGCAAGCUUUCACAAAGAUGCUUCGAUGACUGCGUAACUUCCUUCUACCGUAAAACUUUAGGCAAGCAAGAAGAAAUUUGUGUGAGGAGAUGCACGGAGAAGUUCUUGAGGCUCUCAACAAGGGUGGCGACGAGGUUUGCUGAACUCAACCAAGAUGGAUCGCCACAAUAGUCGAAAGUUUUGAGAUAAGCAAGACGUAAUAUGUGCAAAAAAUUCUUCCACCCUAAGACAAUGAGGGUGGCAGCCUCCUCGACUAGAGAUUUACUGAACUCAUUGAUGCUCAUUCUUACUCUCCAAUUCAUUUUGGAACCAACACAAUCCUUCAAGGUUACAGAUAUUAUUGACUUGAGAAACGAAAGUAGUUCAAUAGCGUAGAGGAGUCGUCAUUUGUUUCUGUAUGUAAUUGCAAAUGAUUAAAGUUUAUACUACUAUUUUGUAGAAUUAUGGGGUA
Molecule: messenger RNA, 687 nt
Organism: Salvia hispanica
Lineage: Eukaryota; Viridiplantae; Streptophyta; Magnoliopsida; Lamiales; Lamiaceae
Product: mitochondrial import inner membrane translocase subunit Tim9-like
Source: RefSeq, a predicted model, not a curated record